Messenger RNA from Sinocyclocheilus anshuiensis, 3667 nucleotides. RefSeq names its product protein kinase C epsilon type-like. Gene Ontology annotation, biological process: protein phosphorylation. NCBI's taxonomy places the organism in Eukaryota, Metazoa, Chordata, Actinopteri, Cypriniformes, Cyprinidae. Gene Ontology annotation, molecular function: diacylglycerol-dependent serine/threonine kinase activity; ATP binding. The record is from RefSeq and is a predicted model, not a curated record. The coding region runs from base 654 to 2885 and encodes 743 amino acids. The transcript has 15 exons.
GAGAGAGAGAGAGAGAGAGAGAGAGAGAGAGGGCGAACAGGGAGGAAGGCUGCAGCGUAAAGGACUAACAUGAGCGUGUAGCUCAAAUGCUUUUGCCUUCUCAAAUCAACAAAGAAGCGAAGCAGCUGAAUAUCUCGGCGAGCGGAUGGCAAUAGUCUCCGAGCGGUUCGUCAGCAGACUGGGAGAAGGAGGAAUCCCAAACGCCUCUCCCAAUCAACGCCUAUUGGAAAACGAAUAGUACAAGACAAGCCCCGCUGAAGACCAUCACAUUUGGGAUAUUUUACCCUGUGUUAUUGCCGAUAUUUUGCCUCUUGGACUCGCACCUCUACUCAGCGCUAUUCCAGACGUAGGGAAUUCGCUUGUUUACGUAUGCUUCCCAUUACGAGGAAAGACGGAUCGUAAAUAAAAACAGGAGCCUCUGGUUUUGCAUAUCGCUUUUUUGCAUCCUAUUUGAUUGUUCCGCUUAAAUGAGAGAAUCAGGUUGAUCCAACUAGUGGUUUGGGGGAUUAAAUCAUCACAGCAUCCAUCUAUACGUGCAUGUAUACUGAUGACGUGAUGACUUCCACGGGUAUAGCGACCCCCUGAAUCAAAACCUGUUUUUGAAACCGUCUGUUCUUGCAGAGAAGCCAGCUGCAUCUCAGGUGAGCGUCAUCAUGGUGGUUUUUAAUGGAGUGUUGAAGAUCAAGGUUUGCGAAGCUUUGGACCUGAAACCUACCGCAUGGUCGCUCCGGCAUGCUGUGGGACCAAAGACCCAGACCUUCCUCUUGGACACAUAUAUCGCCCUCAACGUGGACGAUUCCCGUGUGGGCCAAACUUCUACCAAGCAGAAGACGAAUAGUCCAACUUGGAACGAUGAGUUCGUAACAGAGGUUUAUGAUGGGAAGAAAAUCGAACUGUCUGUCUUUCACGACUCGCCGAUUGGCUAUGAUGACUUUGUGGCCAACUGCACUAUACAGUUUGAAGACCUGCUGCAGAAUGGCAGUAUGCACUUUGAAGAUUGGAUCGACUUGGAGCCCGAGGGCAAAGUGUACGUCAUCAUCGAUCUGACAGGAUCCUCUAGUGAAGCUGCAUCAUCCAAUGAAAAUGAGGAGAGAGUGUUCCGUGAGCGGAUGCGUCCACGCAAACGUCAGGGAGCUGUCCGAAGGCGCGUCCAUCAGGUCAACGGUCACAAGUUCAUGGCCACCUACCUGAGACAGCCCACCUACUGCUCCCACUGCAGAGAUUUCAUCUGGGGUGUAUUGGGAAAACAGGGGUAUCAGUGUCAGGAGUGUACCUGCGUGGUCCAUAAGAGAUGCCAUGAGCUCAUUAUAACAAAAUGUGCUGGCUUGAAGAAACAGGAAGACACUCCUGAAGAGGUUGGCUCCCAGCGCUUCAGUGUAAACAUUCCACACAUGUUCAGCAUUCAUAAUUACAAAGUCCCCACCUUCUGCGACCACUGCGGCUCCUUACUUUGGGGACUGAUGCGGCAAGGCCUGCAGUGCAAAGCCUGUAAAAUGAAUGUCCAUCGACGCUGUGAAAGUAAUGUAGCUCCUAGCUGUGGUGUCGAUGCCAGAAAAAUUGCUAAAGUGCUGUCUGAUCUCGGGGUGACGCCAGAUAAGAUCUCCAACAGUACCCAGCGCAGGAAAAAGUUGACUCCAGGGCAGGACCCUCAGCAACCCACAACAGAAGUCCCCACAUCAGAGGAAUCUGACCGAUGCAAAUCAGCUCCAACUUCACCUUGCGACCAGGCGGAGCUUGCAGAACUGGAGAGUAUCCGCAAGGCCCUUUCAUUCGGCCAGGAGCGCAAGUCUUCCUCCUCUUCCACAAGCAGUGGCGUUCAGAGCACAGCGACCGAGGGCCGGGAGAAUGGAGAUGUGGUGACUGUCCAGACGAAGAAGAUGAGUCUCACCGACUUCUCAUUCAUCAAAGUGCUGGGCAAAGGCAGCUUUGGCAAGGUGAUGCUGGCGGAACUGAAAGGCACAGAUGAAGUUUACGCUGUGAAAGUAUUGAAGAAAGACGUCAUCCUUCAAGAUGAUGAUGUGGACUGCACUUUGACAGAGAAACGCAUUCUAGCCCUGGCUAGAAAACAUCCCUAUCUAACCCAGCUAUUCUGCUGCUUCCAGACAAAGGAUCGGUUGUUCUUUGUUAUGGAGUAUGUGAACGGAGGAGACCUGAUGUUUCAGAUCCAGCGCUCACGAAAGUUUGAUGAAGCUCGUUCCCGUUUCUACGCAGCUGAGGUCACAUCUGCGCUUAUGUUCCUGCAUCAACACGGCGUCAUCUACAGGGAUCUGAAGCUGGAUAACAUUCUGUUGGACGCUGAAGGCCACUGUAAACUGGCCGACUUUGGCAUGUGCAAAGAGGGCAUUCUGAAUGGGGUCACGACCACCACCUUCUGCGGGACCCCUGACUACAUUGCACCUGAAAUCCUGCAGGAGUUGGAGUACGGCCCGUCGGUGGAUUGGUGGGCUCUGGGCGUUCUCAUGUAUGAAAUGAUGGCCGGUCAGCCUCCGUUUGAAGCUGACAAUGAGGACGAUCUUUUUGAGUCCAUCCUCCACGAUGACGUGCUUUAUCCCGUGUGGCUCAGUAAAGAAGCCGUCAGCAUUCUGAAAGCUUUCAUGACAAAGAGCCCCAGUAAGCGUUUGGGCUGUGUGGUGACCCAGGGACUAGAGGAAGCCAUCAAAGUCCACCCUUUCUUCAGAGAGAUCGACUGGGUCUUGCUGGAGCAGAGGAAGAUCAAGCCCCCCUUUAAACCUCGCAUUAAAACCAAGCGCGAUGUGAAUAACUUCGACCAGGACUUCACUCGCGAGGACCCCAUGCUGACGCCAGUAGACGAAGCCAUCAUCAAACAAAUCAACCAGGAUGAAUUCAAGGGCUUCUCCUACUUCGGAGAGGAGGCUUUGUCUUAAAGUCUAACUUGGUGUCUGUCAGCUCAAAUAUAUGUUAAACACACCCACAAACACUCAAAAACCCACAUCGCAUCGCAAUACAUGAACACACUCCACAAAUGUUCUGAAGACGGGGCUCAGACCGGACCAGAGCAGAACGGCCAGUCCCUGUGGUUCAAUUCCUCUUUACUGCUGUUUUUGUUCUUUUAUUCUUCUCUAAAUCUCCGAAAAGAGAAAAACAAAACUGUACUACACAUGGAUCUCAUCACAGGCCUCAACAAGUUUGACAACCAAUCAGAAAACGAAUGUUCUCCGCAGCCCAAGGAAGGAAGGCACUACCUUAAACCAAAAUUGAUGGUGAACAUGAUUGUACUACAAUUUCGGACACCAGUCGGGUCUUCGUAAUCCCUCGAUGGAAAGGUCUUGCCCUUGAGGAGGAAUUUACCCUGCAUAAAUGACAAUUGAAAAAUGUUGUGCUGUGCAGUCAAAUGCCUUUUUGUGUAUUCAGGUGACAUUUUAGGAGCAAUUUUAUAAAAUAUUCAAAGACAUUUGUAGUAUAUAUAUAUAUUCCAUCAGUGUUAUAAAGGUCCAUUUGGAAUGAUGACCUGCUGUAAAUGGGUUGUGUUACGAAGUGUCGCCUGAGUAGGUGUGUGCAUGACAUGUAUGUGUCCUUGUGCAUGUGUUUGCAUGAAUGAGAGCGAGAGGCCCUUGCCCUCCUGAAGCUCUACGGUUGUUUUUAUGUUUUGCAAUGGCUUUUCAUUUGCGCUCGACUGUGCAAAGACUACAGUGUGUGUGUGUGUGUG